AUGAAAUAUCGAUACAAGCCUCUGGCUGUAGCAAAUAUUUUGACCAAUGGACGCAGUAAACCUGAGGAGGGUGCCUGGAUUAGUCAUGAGAUAGAGGAGGGUGCCUGGAUUAGUCAUGAGAUAGAGGAGGGUGCCUGGAUUAGUCAUGAGAUAGAGGAGGGUGUCUGGAUUAGUCAUGAGAUAGAGGAGGGUGCCUGGAUUAGUCAUGAGAUAGAGGAGGGUGUCUGGAUUAGUCAUGAGAUAGAGGAGGGUGCCUGGAUUAGUCAUGAGAUAGAGGAGGGUGCCUGGAUUAGUCAUGAGAUAGAGAAGGGUGCCUGGAUUAGUCAUGAGAUAGAGGAGGGUGCCUGGAUUAGUCAUGAGAUAGAGGAGGGUGCCUGGAUUAGUCAUGAGAUAGAGGAGGGUGCCUGGAUUAGUCAUGAGAUAGAGGAGGGUGCCUGGAUAGGUCAUGGUUUGUAA
Molecule: messenger RNA, 456 nt
Organism: Physella acuta
Lineage: Eukaryota; Metazoa; Mollusca; Gastropoda; Physidae
Source: RefSeq, a predicted model, not a curated record